AUGAACAAGUGGGCCGAGGUACCACAAGGCUCGGUGCUUGGACCAUUGUUAUUUCUGGUCUUCAUCAAUGAUCUAGUUCCCCUUCUGUCGAACCCGACGUUCAUCUUUGCAGACCACGUUAAACUACUUGGCUCGCAUCAGGGGGUAGACCUCCAGCUUGACCUAGAUGCAGUACAAGCAUGGUCUGCAGAGUGGGGUCUCCCUCUAAAUGCAGCAAAGUACAAGAUCCUACGAGCCGGGAGUGCUCAGGGUUUUGGACCACGCUACAUGGGAGCUCGCAACGGGGUUGCUAUGGCAGUUGUGUCAGGGCUCAGGGACCUGGGGAUCGCUCUGAACUCCGCUUUUAACUCCUCUGCCCAGUGUCUUCCUGCAACACGUACGGCCAAUAGAGCGUUGUUCAAGUUGAAGCGCACAAUGGCGCCUAGGGAUCCAGUCGUGCUAAUCCCGCUCUACAUGGCCUUCGUUCGGCCGCAUCUGGAGUACUGCGUACAAGCUUGGUCCCUAAUCUGA
Messenger RNA from Echinostoma caproni, 510 nucleotides. NCBI's taxonomy places the organism in Eukaryota, Metazoa, Platyhelminthes, Trematoda, Plagiorchiida, Echinostomatidae. The record is from the annotation of a GenBank genome assembly.